This is a messenger RNA of Kalmanozyma brasiliensis GHG001, 1686 nucleotides long. RefSeq names its product Polyprenyl synthetase. Gene Ontology annotation, molecular function: prenyltransferase activity. Gene Ontology annotation, cellular component: transferase complex. Gene Ontology annotation, biological process: isoprenoid biosynthetic process; ubiquinone biosynthetic process. The record is from RefSeq and is a predicted model, not a curated record. Lineage: Eukaryota; Fungi; Basidiomycota; Ustilaginomycetes; Ustilaginales. The transcript has a single exon. Bases 1 to 1686 code for a protein of 561 amino acids.
AUGCCGUCAAGAUUGCCAAGGUCAGCGCUUGCGAGCGUGGCUCGGGCAAGACCAUGCUCUUCCGCCGUACCAAGGCUCGCUCCGGCUGCAUCAGCCACCCGCACUCAAUCUAGCUGGGCGUCAGCGCUAGACCAGGCAAAGAAUCUCGUUCAAGAUCAGCUCGGCCACUUUCCUCCUUCAUCUUCGUCUGCUUCAUCCUCCUCCUCGAGGUCAUCCUCAGGCUCCACUGCCUCGUCCGCAGCUUCUUUCUUCGGCGCCUCCGACCCUGCUUCAUCUGCAUCAGCUGCUCCAUCUGCACCCAUCAUUCAAGACCCACUUUCGCUCGUCUCGUCCGAGCUCUCUUCUCUGCGCUCCAACGUCUCCUCGCUCCUCGGCUCUGGGCAUCCUAGCCUGGACACAAUAGCAAAGUACUACUUUCAGGCCGAGGGCAAGCACGUUCGACCUCUCAUCGUGCUCCUCAUGAGCAAGGCGGUCAACGGACUCUCGCCACUCUACCCAGAGCUGCUUGCGCAGGCACAGAACACCGCGUCGCGAAGCGAUACGGGAAAGUCGAUCGAGCGGGACAUGGGCAUCAACGAGCCGCUCUCACCAGGGAGUGUACUGAACGAUUUUAACCCACACAUGGAGAGCAUCGAGGGGUCGCUCCCCACAUCCGCAUCCCAACAAGACGGCAAUGCAGCAGCAGCACUAGCCUCGACGUCCGGUGCCAUCCUGCCAACGCAGCGCAGACUGGCCGAGAUUACAGAGAUGAUCCACGUCGCCUCGCUCCUGCACGACGAUGUGAUCGAUGCAUCGCCACUCCGUCGUGGUGCGCCCUCGGCACCUUCUGCGUUCGGCAACAAGCUCAGCAUCCUCGGCGGCGACUUUUUGCUCGGGCGCGCUUCCGUUGCGCUCGCCCGACUUCGUGAUGCCGAGGUCGUCGAACUGCUCGCAACGGUCAUUGCCAACUUGGUCGAAGGGGAGGUGAUGCAGCUCAAGUCGCAGGCUGCCGCUGAAUCGGGUGAGGCAGCUUCGACCAAUAGUCACGCCAACAUUUGGGAGUCGGAAGGACUGUUCGCGCACACCAUGGGGAUGAAUGAGUCGCAAGCCAAGCAGGCUGUCGAUGCGGCAAUGUCGGCGCAGAACCAGCCUACGCCGGCUCACUUUUCGUUGUAUCUGCAGAAGACGUACCUCAAGACGGCGGCGCUGAUUGCAAAGUCGACGAGGGCCUCGGUGAUUCUUGCUGGAUGUGGCGCCGAUGCGGUGGCUAACGCGGGACUUUCAAGCUCGGUAGCGGAGGAGAUGAGACGCAUCCGAGACGCAGCUUAUGGCUACGGUAGGAAUCUGGGAAUCGCCUUCCAGCUGGUAGACGACUUGCUCGAUUUCCAGUCCACCUCGGCGGCGUUCGGCAAGCCUUCAGGUGGUGCUGAUCUGCGAUUGGGUUUGGCGACUGCACCGGUGCUCUACGCUUGGCAGGAGCUGCCUGGGGAGGGAAUUCACGAACUGGUCGCGCGGCGGUUCGACGGGCAAGGAGAUGUGGAGAAGAUGCUGAAGCUGGUCGACAGGAGUAGAGGGCUGGAGAGGACCGCUGAGCUGGCCAAGGAGCACGCGAGGAGGGCGAGGGACCACCUCGAGGUGCUACCGGAGAGCGAGGCCAAGCAGGCACUGGUUAAGUUGAACGAGCAGGUGAUCAAGCGGGUCAAGUAA